AUUUCAUCUUGAAUUAUAGGCCGUUGCAUGUGCAGAAGACUUGGAGACUCUUAUCAUGCUCUGUCCUUUGUCUCUUAGGAUUUCGUGGAUUUACCUUUGAUUACAAAAUGCAUUUCAACGCACCACUUGGAUCUAAACCGAUGUCUUGCUGCAGUGGAAGCCGCCUGUUCCCUGUGUGCUAUCUGCCAUAACCUUCCCCCCACCCACACGGGGAUCGUGGUUUGUGUCUUGUAAUUCCAGAUGUGCAUUCAGGCAACACGUUCAGAGACUGCAGCCGUGUAACCGAGCGGCGCUUGCACGUAGGAACUUUCCGCAUCGCUCCAGGAAGGACCUGGGUGCUAUAUGGGCAUUUUAGGAUUCCAGCCAUAUGUCUGUGACUGCCGAGGGACUCUGUUGGAGACCAGAUACCCUUCUGCGACUUGGCUGCUGACAUAAACGUGUAUUGAAGCGGAAUCUACUUGCCAGGAAAAUAUCUGCUUUGAAACGUGUAAAUAUUUGAACCUAACCUGACCCUUCACCUGUCUACUGGCUACCUGGAUAUGACUAAUGGGACCGAUUGACCCUUCAAAGUACUGCCUAAGAACUCCUUUGUAGAGAAUCACAAAUUCACUAAAUCAUUCCACGAUUCUUGCAGUUUUCUUCUGCUGCUUCCCCUGACUUCCUCUCGAUUCCCCUACUGUCUGGGAGCGGAUACUUUCAGAUGUGAGCAAUCCAAGCAUUAGAAGAGACUUGGGGAGGAAGGUGGGAUCUCUUCUGAAUGCCUUUACGAGGGAUCUGGUGGUGGAUUUGCUGCAGGCAUGGGUUCACCCUCCUGGGCAGGGACUAUGGACAGAAGGAGGAAGAGGAGGAAUCAUUUGAGAUGAAGAGUCCUGAUGUCCCGAUCUGCAGUAGACAAGGACCCCUGGGUGCUGGUGUUUCCCAGCCUGUGCGUGCUUCCAAUGGAUCAGACAGGCUGUUAAAUGCCUCUGAGGAAAAACACAGCCUGAUAACACAGCCUGACAAGGUUACCUCCAAGGAUGAUCAGGAUGCCAUUGUUAAAGGUUGGCUGCAGCGUGAAGUUAGCAGUGGGGUGAAAACUCCCUGGUCCAAAAUGAAGAAGUUCUGGUUUGUCUUGACUCCAGACUCCUUGGAUUAUUACAGCGGCAAUGAGAAGGCCAGCAAACGCUUGGGGACCUUGGUGCUUACAAGCCUGUGCUCUGUGAUAUGGCCAUGUAAACAGAGCUACAAGGAGACAGGUUACUGGAAUGUCACUGUGUACGGAAGGAAACAUUGCUUCCGAUUAUACACAGAGCACCUGAAUGAAGCUGUACAUUGGGUGUGUGCCAUCCAGAAAGUAAUAGACAGCAAAGCACCCUUGGAGACGCCUACUCAAUUACUCAUUAAGGACAUUGAUGAACAUUACCUAAACCAUGAAACUGUGGAUGAAAUCUACAAACUGAAUCCCAUUCUAUGCUACACAAAAAGCCCCCUAUAUGCUCCAUUACUACCAUUUACAUACAGAUCUGAGGAUCAUCCCACUCAUAAUGUCAAAGGUUAUACAGCUCUCCGGGAUGAAGCAGUCAAGAUCUUCAAUUCUCUCCAGCAGCUGGAGAAUUUGAGAGACCCUGUGCCCCUCAUGCAAGGUGUUCUGCAGACAUGCCUGGAUCUACAACCUCUUAGAGAUGAGGUUUACUGUCAAGUUAUCAAGCAAACCACGGACCCUCCUGAGCCUGGGAGUUUAACUGACCUAAGAUAUUGGCAGCUACUUACCUGCAUGAGCUGCACGUACUUACCCAGUCCUUCAGUACUUAAGUUCCUCCAAACACAUUUACAGAGAACUUGUGACCGGUACCCAAACACGGAGAUGGAAAAGUAUGCCACAUUUAUUGUAUCGUCUCUAGAAAAAACAAAGCAGCGGGAAUUUGUUCCGUCUUAUGAGGAGAUCACAGUACUGAUAAACAGGCAAGAGCUGACAUGUACAGUAUACUACCCCGGAGCAGGAGCCUGCAAAGUGUCUAUUACUUCCCACACCACAGCUGAAGAGUUGGUCCAGGAGCUGAUUGCAAAGCUUAACUUGAGUACAAGUAACAACAUCUAUGCCCUGUAUGAGAAGAACAACCAAUACGAGCAAGCGCUCAGUAAAGCCUGCAUUGUGGCAGACACGCUCACUAGGUUUGAAAACCUGUCCUUCAAGGAGAAAGGAUUUGAAUCACGAUGGAGGCUUUACUUUAAGGUUUACUGCUACCUUGAUACUGAGGAUAUACCCAAGGACAGCCUUGAAUACUCCUUCCUUUUUGAGCAGGCACAUGAGUCUAUGAUCCGUGGAUACCUACCCACCAAUGAAGACACUUUGCAGUCAUUGGCAGCUCUUCGUCUUCAGUUCCUAAAUGGUGACUUUUCUCCCCAUGCACCUUUCCCUCGACUUGAAGAACUAUUCCCCAUGUACAUACUUCACUCUCGGAUAUUGGCCUCCAGUAAACCAUCUGUAAAUUGCAAGACAUCCUGCCCUGGAUUUCAUAAAGGUCUUUUCUCGAGUGCUCUUCCAAAUGGGUUGUGGAACAACUCUUCAGUGAAGCAGAAGGCAGAAGAAAGCCAAAAGUUCAAGGGGCGUAUGAAGGAGGAGGGAGCCAAUAUGAUGUCUGCAAUUGUAGAGAAAUGGAAACUCCUACAGAGUAUGGAGAGGACAGAGGUCAUGACCACAUAUCUGUCUAUUGUGAAGCAGUGGUCAGGUUUUGGCUCCACCUUGUUUGACAUAGACUUCUACAUGAGUUCGUCUGGGAGCUUUUCUCAGCGACUAUGGCUUGGCGUUAGCGCCUCUUCGCUGUGCCUCUACAAGCAAGGAGAGAUGGAACCAUUUGAAAAUAUAACAUAUAGUCAGAUAACAUCCUUUGAUGUCUCAGAUAGUUCCACCUUUAAAGUGACAGUUGGGGACAAGGACAUGAUAUUUGAAACCACUAAGGUGGACGAGAUUACUCAUCUAAUUAACACAUACCUGAUGUGCAUCACAAAUGAGAAUUGCUUUUCUAAGAGUAGUCACAAUGUUGCCUCAGACAAUCCAUGUGAGCCAGUGUGACAAUCAUGUACUGAUACAGUCUUUACCCUAAACCAGCAAAGCACUAAAUCUAUAACUGUUUGCAUAUGUCAUGCACCCACAUUUUUGUCAUAACUGUGACUUGGUAUUGAAGAAAUUACAUUUUGCAUUUAAUAAUCCUCCAUAGUAGGGAAAAAGACUCUGGAUAUGCCUACGGAAUUACAAAUAUGUUGAAUUAAGGCCUUGUGGACAACA
Spea bombifrons (plains spadefoot toad) is the source of this 3265-nucleotide messenger RNA. It is a transcript of the gene PLEKHH3, whose product is annotated as pleckstrin homology, MyTH4 and FERM domain containing H3. The record is from RefSeq and is a predicted model, not a curated record. The transcript has 13 exons. Gene Ontology annotation, cellular component: cytoskeleton. Bases 758 to 3052 code for a protein of 764 amino acids. Lineage: Eukaryota; Metazoa; Chordata; Amphibia; Anura; Pelobatidae. Gene Ontology annotation, biological process: signal transduction.